This is a messenger RNA of Aphanomyces invadans, 999 nucleotides long. RefSeq lists its product as hypothetical. The coding region runs from base 27 to 563 and encodes 178 amino acids. NCBI's taxonomy places the organism in Eukaryota, Oomycota, Saprolegniomycetes, Saprolegniales, Verrucalvaceae. The record is from RefSeq and is a predicted model, not a curated record. The transcript is spliced from 3 exons.
CGAUUUCCCCAUCCGCACCGACCCCCAUGCCUGCCAAAGCCGCUAAGCCAGCCGCCGCCCCAGCAAAAGAACACGAACUCCCCCGAUCCCUCCUCAUCUCGGACAGGGGGGAGUUAACCCCUGCGUUCAUCCACGUAUUGAAGCGCAUCUUCCAGAAAUUCUCGGAAGGCACGAACGCUCUAACGUCGGACCAAUUGAACAACUUUUCCAAGGCGUGCAACGACGGCAAGGGAUUCACCGCCAAGGAAUUGAACGAAAUCCACAUGUACUUUGACUGUGACGAAAACAAGGGUUUGACCCAGCGUGGUUUCUGUGAUAUGUACCACACCCAAACGAGCGCCGAACCCAGCGAAACGUGGAAGGAUUUGCGCAAGCUUGGAUUCAUCCAACAUGUGACCGGCAAAGGUGGCUGCUACGCUUGUGGCGCUGAUGCUAAGACUGCUUGCGCCCGAUGCUUGUGCGUGCGUUACUGCUCCAAGGAAUGCCAAACUGAGGACUGGAAGGCUGGCCACAAGCGGGCUUGCAAGCCCAAGUCCGCCCCUGUUGUCAAGGCCACUGAAUAAUCGGCUUCACCUCGACAGGCCAAGGUUCUCCGCCACUUUAUAGUUGAAAUAGUCCAAAAGCACUGCAAGGCAAAUCUUGUGUCAGUCUCUGGUCACCAUAUCAUUUUCGGCGGCCGAGCACGCAACCAAGUUUCUCCAAGGUCGUUGAGCGAAUUGGUUGCUUCACUUUUCCUGCCCUUGUGUGUUUAGCCUUGCGACGUCACACGUUCCUGCGAUUUUGUGAGAUUAUCGUACGACGGAGGCUUGUCAUGGACACUCGCUUCCUAUCCCUUCAGCCGCGCUGUGCGAAUGAGCCAGCGGGCACAUUCGAGCCUCUCCUCUUCAGGCCCACAAACCCACCUUUCCUAGUUCCUUCGAAUUUGUCGACGCUUUAUCCUUGGACUUUGAAGCAAUAUUAUUGGAUGAUAAUAUUGAUUUUAUUGUAAUUUGAUUGGCU